Lactuca sativa (garden lettuce) is the source of this 2462-nucleotide messenger RNA. RefSeq names its product floral homeotic protein APETALA 2. NCBI's taxonomy places the organism in Eukaryota, Viridiplantae, Streptophyta, Magnoliopsida, Asterales, Asteraceae. Gene Ontology annotation, molecular function: DNA-binding transcription factor activity; DNA binding. The record is from RefSeq and is a predicted model, not a curated record. Gene Ontology annotation, biological process: regulation of DNA-templated transcription.
UUUCGAUUUGGUUAACGUCGGAAAGCUGUCUAAGAAAGAGAUGGUUCUCUCUUUCUCUCUCUCUCCUGCUCCUUCUCUCUCUAAAAUCAAUAUAUUUAUAUAUAUGCAUAUAGUGUGUAAAUGAGAAGAUUACAAGGAGGAUAGAUAGAUUUCAAAUUGGGUAAAGUAGUACAAUUCAAACAAAGAGAAAACGGGUUCACAAGAACACAAAGAGAAACACACAUAUACACACACACCUUUAAUAUAGUUAGAGAGAGAGAAUAGGAAAGGAGGGAGAUGGAUUUGCUGCUUUCGGCUAAGGGCUAAUGAAAACUGGCCUCGUCCAUGCUGUAUUCGGCAGUUGGUUGUAUUGACUAGAGAGAUUUUACUCACACACAAGAUCUAGUGGGAGAUGCACCCACACCCCAUCUACCCUAUGUGUGUUUAUGAAUAUGUAUCUAUAUAGCUCACCUUCAUCCUAUGAAACCCUAGCUAGGUUUCUUGUUCUUUGUCUUUCUUUUUAGACCUACCCAGAAAAGAAGAAGAAUAAAAAAGAUAACAAUCCCAUUUUAAUCAUUAUAUAUAUCUAACGUCUAGAGAGAGAGAGAGAGAGAGAGAUUAAGAGAGAGAGAGAGAGAGAGAGAGAGAGAGAACACAAGUUUUUAUUAUUAAUUUUUCGUUUUCUUUGUUGGUUUUGGAGGGAGAAAUGUGGGAUCUAAACGGGUUUCCUGAUCGGAGGGGGUGCUCUUCACCAGUAGAAGGGGAUGAAGAGGAUAGUAACAAUACUAAUAAGGGUAAAGGGGUGGGGUCGAUAUCGAAUUCAAGUUCCUCCGCCGUUGUUAUGGAGGAAGAUGGGGGCUCCGAGGAGGAGGAAUCGGAGAGAGGGAGUCCAAGGAAACGAAGCACUACAGGUGAUGGGAGGUUGUUUGGUUUUUCUAUGACGGAAAACUCCUCUUGGGACAGCGAUCCUCCAGUCACACGACAGUUUUUCCCGGUUGAUGAUUCCGAGGUGGGACCCACGACCUCCGGCGGAGUUGGUGAAGGGUUGAUCUCACCGGCUACAACUUUCCCGACUGCUCACUGGUUUGGAGUUAAAUUCUGCCACCAGUCAUCCGAUCCUUUAGAUGGUGUCGCCGCCACAGCAGAUGGGUUCCUCGGAAAAACUACCCCCGCCGUUGUUCCUCAGCCGCUGAAGAAAAGCCGCCGUGGGCCGCGGUCUAGAAGUUCUCAGUACCGUGGAGUCACCUUUUACCGGCGAACCGGCCGAUGGGAAUCACAUAUAUGGGAUUGUGGAAAACAAGUUUAUCUAGGUGGAUUUGAUACUGCACACGCAGCGGCACGUGCAUAUGAUAGGGCAGCGAUUAAGUUUCGAGGAAUGGAAGCCGAUAUAAACUUUAAUCUUGAAGAUUAUGAAGACGAUGUAAAACAGAUGAGCACUCUAACAAAGGAAGAGUUUGUGCAUGUACUAAGGAGACAAAGUACUGGAUUUCCAAGAGGGAGUUCAAAAUACAGAGGUGUAACUUUGCAUAAAUGUGGUAGAUGGGAAGCUAGAAUGGGCCAAUUUUUAGGCAAAAAGUAUGUGUAUUUGGGUCUGUUUGAUACAGAAGUUGAAGCAGCCAGGGCAUAUGACAAGGCUGCUAUCAAAUGUAAUGGAAAAGCCGCUGUUACCAAUUUUGAUUCAAGUAUAUAUGACAAUGAGCUCAAUUUGACUGAAUGUUCAAACAAUAGCAAUAAAGAUAGCAAUGUAUCAUCGGACCAUAAUCUUGAUUUGAGCCUAGGUGGUGGCUCGGCUUCAAAUACGAUGAAUGAGGGAGGAGAAAAUGGUCAUUUUACAAGGGAUCAUCAUCAUUCUGACACCAUCCAACUUGGGUUUAGACCUAGUGGACGCAAUGAGACAAGGACAUCGCAUUUUAUGGACCAUAGAAAUCUUGAAUCUUUUAAUAUUCCGAAUGAAAUACGUGGAUACAAACAUUUUAUGAGACCCGUUGACUCGUCUAUGCAUAAUAUGUUCGAUCCACCAAUCUUCAACUCAUUGAGUCAUCAAAUGCAGUUUUCCAGCAGCACAAUGCAAGGAGGAAAUAAUUUAUCUGCAGCUUCAAUUGGUGAAAAUAAUAUGAAUGCCAAUGCACCUCCUCUACACCAAAUCUAUGCAAAAAGUGCUGCAGCAUCAUCAGGAUUCCCACAGCAAAGAUUCAAUGUUUGACUACUCCUAACCCCACCACAACCCUCACAGUUGCUGCACAAAAAUGGUUGUAUAUGUUAUCUCUUUCUCAGGAAUCAUCAUCACUACAAACUCCCCAAAGAAAGAAAAGAUUAUAACUUAAGGUUAAUUUUCGUAGUUUUGUGUCUCAAAGUGAAGCAAGCAAAGCAAAUCCUGAUCCUUUUGUUUGUGUGAGCUUGUAAAGAGAUCAAUAUUAUUUUUUUAUGAGAUCUAUCAUGACCAAGAUUCCAACAAUAUCGAUCAAAUUCAUUUUGUUUGGUUA